AUGAAGUUCACGCUUGGAAACAGAGCCGCUAUGGCGGAUACGCCUAGUGAGGUUAUGAACUGGCGCUUAUACUGGAGUACUUUUGUCUUCGGUGUUCUAGGUGCCAGUCGUGGUCUCGACGAAGGUCUCGUCGGAGGCAUGGUCACGCUCAAGAGCUUCAAAGAAGAAUUCGGCCUCGAUCACGGAUCCGAAGAACACCAAGCCCAAGUCGAGUCCAACAUCACCAGCAUGGUUCAGAUCGGGUCCAUCGCUGGUUCUCUCCUUGCAUUCUUCCUCUGCGAUAAGAUCGGUCGUGUUAGAUCACUUCAAUUCCUUUGCAUGCUUUGGCUUGUUGGUUUCAUCAUCGUAAUUACUAGCCAUGGAAGCGUGGGACAGGUUCUGGCUGGACGAUUUAUCGCUGGCCUGGGUAUUGGUAUGACUGUCGUUGUUGGCCCGACAUACCUUGCGGAGACUGCACCGAGGGCUGUGCGUGGUAUGCUCACCAAUAUCUUUGCCGGUUCUGUCUACCUUGGUGUCAUGGUUGCGUACUUUAGCAACUGGGGCGCUUCCAUCAACAUGCCCGACUCAUCUCGAUACCAAUGGGUUGCACCUCAAACAUGCCACAUUGGCUUCUCUGGACUACUUCUCAUCCUAUCCUUCACUGUCCCUGAAACCCCACGCUGGCUCACCAUGAAGGGUCGAAAUGAAGAGAGCACCAAAGCCCUCUGCAAGCUUCGACAACUCCCCGAAGACCACCCUUUCGUCCAAGCUGAAUUGUACGGCAUCCGCGAACAACUUGAGCGAGAGCAAGAAGCCAUCCUCGGUGUCUCCCGAUGGGGUAAGAUCCGAGAACUUCUCACAAUUCCCGCCAACAGAUAUCGCUUCAUGCUCGGCUUCAUGGCUCAGCUCUUGGGUCAAUGGUCUGGCGCUAGUGCCAUCACCAUCUACGCCGCUGAGUUCUUUGGCGUCCUAGGAAAGUCUGGCCAGUCUGAGAAGCUCUUCGCUACUUGUAUUCUUGGUGUCGUCAAGUUGGUCUCUGCCUAUGCAUGCGCUUUCUUCCUCGUCGACUUCAUCGGUCGUCGUCGAUCGCUAUAUGCUGGUAUUACUCUUCAGACCAUUUCAGUUUUGUACAUCGCCAUCUUCCUUGCCAUUGUUGGCACCAAGACUCUUGAGGAUGGAACUUUGACAAGCACACAGAAGCAUGCUGGCGUUGGCGCAAUUGCAAUGCUGUACAUCUCAGGUGUCGGUUGGACCAUGGGUUGGAACUCUUUCCAGUAUCUCGUCAACGCUGAGAUCUGGCCCCUUCGCCUUCGUGCCCUGGGUAGUUCCAUCACCAUGUGUCUCCAUUUCGCGAACCAGUACGGCAACACCAAGGCUGUUCCGCUUAUGCUGCUUCACAUGACAAGCAGUGGAUUCUUCUUCUUCUGUGCUGCUGUCUGUAUUCUCGGUCUCAUCUGGGUCUGGGCAUUUGUUCCCGAGAUGGCAGGACGAUCGCUUGAGAGCACCGAUGAACUGUUCUCUCUGCCUUGGUACAAGAUUGGUCGCUAUGGAAAUAAGCUGGCUCCUGAUAAUGAGGCUAUUUUGGCCAAGGACGAGAAGGCUGAGAUGAAGCGGGAGGUGGAGGUAAGUCAACUGGAGCAAGCAUAA
Fusarium tjaetaba is the source of this 1626-nucleotide messenger RNA. RefSeq names its product quinate transport. Gene Ontology annotation, biological process: transmembrane transport; carbohydrate transport. Bases 1 to 1626 code for a protein of 541 amino acids. The record is from RefSeq and is a predicted model, not a curated record. The transcript has 3 exons. Lineage: Eukaryota; Fungi; Ascomycota; Sordariomycetes; Hypocreales; Nectriaceae. Gene Ontology annotation, molecular function: carbohydrate:proton symporter activity. Gene Ontology annotation, cellular component: membrane.